Cercopithifilaria johnstoni is the source of this 1644-nucleotide messenger RNA. The record is from the annotation of a GenBank genome assembly. Lineage: Eukaryota; Metazoa; Nematoda; Chromadorea; Rhabditida; Onchocercidae.
AUGGCAAGAUCUCUGAUUAAUAAUGAAGCAAACUUAUCAGAAGGAAUCGAUCGUUUCAUCAUCUUCAAUCGUUACACAAUAUUUUUAUGCAUAACCUAUGAACUUGUUAUAAUAUCACAAGUUGGCAAUGUUAUCUAUAUGUUAUUUGCUGCAUCAGCACCUGAUAUUAUCGGAUGUGAUAUGAUAAUUUUUAACGGAAGUUUAGGACAACGUGAAAUAUGCGAACAAUAUGAAAUUAUGACAAAAUUAAAAAAUUAUUCUUGUCAACCAAUUCUUGAAUAUCAAUUUCGAUCCGUUGCUGUUGAAUGGGGUUAUUUCUGCGGUGACAUAGUAAAAGUGAAAAAUUUGGUAUCAUUGCAAAUGUUUGGUACCAUAAUUGGUGGUAUUUUAUUUGGACAAUUUUCCGAUUUAUUCGGACGUCGAAAAAUAAUGAUCAUAUCCCUAUCAAUGACAAUUUUAUCCGGUAUAUUAUCAUCAUUUGCUACCAAUCUUCUCAUGUUUGCAAUCAGUCGUACUUUUGUUGGUUUCUUUGUUGGCGGCAAUAUAAUCGUAAUGUACGUGUACGUAAUCGAGAAGAUUCCAACAAAUGCUCGAAUUAAAGUUAAUACGUUUGUCACGUGGUCACCUAAUUUCAUAUUACUUUCAUUGGUAGCUUAUUUCACGGGUUCAUGGGAUAGACUUGCUAUUGCAAUUAAUUUAUUAGCUGCACCAUCACUUCUUUGUUUUAUUUUUCUCUAUGAAAGUCCACGAUGGUUAAUUCAAAAAGGUCGUUUAAAUGAAGCAAAUGAAAUAAUAGUAGCAAUGAAUACUUGGGGACAAAAUGCGGAAAAAAAGCAAUACCAUAAUGCGGAAGAAGUAUUGAAUGCAUUAAAAAAUAAUCAUACGGCUAGUCGCCAGCUACUACAAUUUAAACGAUACUAUUUCUAUCAUUUAUUUUACACGUGGAAAUUAUUUCGUUACAGUAUUGUUCUCGCUUUUAGCUGCUUUGCUAAUGCUAUUGCUUUUUACGGUUUAUUAUUUAAUCUGGAAAAGGUUUCCGGAUCAUUAUAUAUGAAUACAUCAAUACUUGGUGUAUUCCGGUAUACAUUAAAUAUUAUAUUAGCAACUGUUGAUCAUGCGUUCAUUUUUGUUGGUCGAAAAUUUGUACAUACAAUGUCAAUUAUUAUUUUUAUUCUUAGUAUUGCAUUUAUUGUAAUACUAAUUAAAGCUGAUCUUACUUUAAAUUUCAAAGAACUUAUUCGAAUAUUAACUCUAACCGGUAUGGGUACAAUUUCAAUUUUAUUCAUCGUUAAUACACUUUCAUGCGCUGAACUAUUUCCAACAGUUAUUCGUAAUUUAGCUGGCGCUAAUGUUGCAACAUGGAAUCGAAUUGGUUGCAUUCUUGCGCCACAACUUAUUUAUUUGGGUGAAAUUGAACAAUCAUUACCGUAUAUAGUUCUCAUCGUAUUACUUUCAAUCGACGCUAUAGCAUUCCUGAUAUUUCUUCCAGAAACAAAAUUACGACCACUUAAAGAUGAAAUGUUUCCGAAAGAAAAGUUUAUUUUAAGAAAUUGCAAAACAACGCGUACAAUGAGUAUAUCAAAUGAUAAUAAUGAUAAUAGUGAUGAUAACGAUGAUAAUGUUAGCUAUUUAAUGAAAAAAUAA